Messenger RNA from Triticum urartu, 771 nucleotides. Its product is annotated as SWIB/MDM2 domain superfamily protein. Lineage: Eukaryota; Viridiplantae; Streptophyta; Magnoliopsida; Poales; Poaceae. The record is from RefSeq and is a predicted model, not a curated record.
CCAGCCGUCCACUGGAGGAAGGUACCCAUCUUCAUUUGCUCGCCUCGCCGCCGCCACGCUCCCCCGUCCGCUCUCUGGCGCGGCGCAGCCGCCUCUGCCCCGCCACCUCGCUGCCCGCCGUACGUGCACCUCUCUCCUUCGCCUCCUAGCUGCCGUCUCCACCUACCCUCUCUCGAUUCCCCCUUCCAGCGAGUGAGCCACCAACCACGUAAGGGGGAGAGAGGGAGAUGGUGCUGCGGCGGGCGGCGGUGGAGUCCCCUAAGAAGGUGGCGGCUCUGGUCGACCUGGUUAACCUGCCGACGGCGCUGCGGGAGUUCGCCGGGGGCCGGUCCCAGAUGUCCCACCUCUCCUUCUUCCUCGGCGUCUGGUCACACAUCAAGAACAACAACCUCCAGGACCCGACCAACAGGAACAUAGUAAACUGCGAUGAGAAGCUGAAAACUGUGCUGUUGGGCAGGUCUAAGGUGGAGCUCUCGGAACUCCCAAUGCUUGUCAAGCUACAUUUCCCAAAAGUUUUCAAGUCGUAAGAAUAAUAAGCUGUCCUUUACAAAAUCUCCAUGCAUGGCUGAUGUGUAGACAACAUAUGAGUCCUCCUAACCUCUUUGGUACGUGUGUAUUUUUCAACUUUUAGUAGCUUCAGCUUGUGUCCAGAUGAAGGAAAAACAUGUAGUACCAUAUAGUUGCUUCCUGUCUCUCUUGGCAUAUUGUGUAUUGAACUUGAACUGAAUUUGGAAGGCGGUUAUUGAAUGCAAGGCCUGAAAUUGUUGGUUA